CGCCCCGCGCCUCGCCUCGGUAUCGGGCCCGUGACCCCGCGACCCCGCGACCCCGCGACCUCGAACUCCGGGUUCUAGGCGCGUGACCCCGCGACCCCGCGACCCUGAACUCCGGGUUCUAGGCGCGUGACCCCGCGACCCCGAACUCCGGGUUCUAGCCGCCUGACACUCCGGACCCGCGACCCGGCCGUGACCUCGCAACCCCGGGACCCAGAAUUCCGGAUUCUAGGCGCGUGACCCCUGAGACCCCGCGCCCCGGCUCGUGACCCCGGGACCCCAAUCUCUGGGCCUGUGACCACGGCGUCCCCAAACUCUGGACUCCGCGCCCCCAGCCCGUGACCCCGUGACCCCGAACUCCGGGUUCACAAUCCCUGGUCCCUGGGACCGGGAAUUCCGGGUUCUACACGCGUGACCCCACGACUCCGAACUGCAGGUUGGCAAUCCCUGCCUACCCGGGACCCCGAACUCCGGGUUCGGCCCCCAGGGCCCGGGGCUGCAGGCCCAGCACCGUCACUAGGCCGGCUGUCACCCCGCCCGUCCCCGGGACCCGGGACUCCCGCUGGUGGCCAACCCCGGCCUGGCCGAGCUCCAUUCCGGCCACACUCUGCCCGCAGUGUCCGGCGGGGUGCAGAGGAGGGGCUCCCCGGGAGCACGGCUCGGCCGUCAGGAUGCCGCCCGGCAAAGUCCUGCAGCCGGUCCUCAAGAUGAAGGUGGACGAGCUGUUCCUGCGCUGGCUCAGCGAGUCUAGCACACAGGCGCUGCUGCGGGACUGCCUGCAGCGGAUCAAGGUGCCCGGGAGGAGCCCCGGCGCCCUGCUCGCCCCCGCAGCGCCCGCCUGCAAGCCCGGGGUGCUGGACGGCCUGGGGGUGCCCAGCCUGGCCCCCGCGUCCACCGCGCUCCCGCUGGGAGCCGCCUCAAGUCCCAGGAGCGGCCCACACGCACGAGGGACUCGUCGAUCCACGGGGACCAGAGCUGUGCAGGCCAAGAAGGAGCAGCCCCUGCCGCCCGCCGCCAGCCAGAACAUUCCUGCCUUCUACUUCCCUCGGGGCCGCCCCACAGACACGCUGCACGUGGACGCCGUCAUCUCCAAGAUCGAGCACACCUUCGCCCAGUUCCCGCACGAGAGAGCCACGAUGGACGACAUGGGCCGCGUGGCCAAGGCGUGCGGCUGCCCGCUCUACUGGAAGGGGCCGCUCUUCUGCAGCGCCGGGGGAGAGCGCACCGGCUCCGUCUCCGUCCACAAGUUCGUCGCCAUGUGGAGGAAGAUCCUCCACAACUGUCACGACGACGCGGCCAAGUUCCUGCACCUGCUCAUGAACCCCGGCUGCAAUUACCUGGUGCAAGAGGACUUUGUCCCCUUCCUACAGGAUGUGGUGAACACGCACCCGGGCUUAGCCUUCCUGAAGGAGGCGUCAGAGUUCCACUCUCGCUACAUCACCACGGUCAUACAGAGGAUUUUCUACACCGUCAACAGGUCCUGGUCGGGGAGGAUCACGUGCGCGGAGCUCCGGAGGAGCACGUUCCUGCAGAACGUGGCGCUCUUGGAAGAGGAAGCAGACAUCAACCAGCUGACGGAGUACUUCUCGUACGAGCACUUCUACGUCAUCUACUGCAAGUUCUGGGAGCUGGACACGGACCACGACCUCCUCAUCGAUUCCCAGGACCUGGCCCGGCACAAUGACCACGCCGUCUCCACCAAGAUGAUCGAGAGGAUAUUCUCCGGGGCCGUGACGAGGGGCAGGAAGGUGCAAAAGGAGGGAAAGAUCAGCUACGCCGACUUCGUGUGGUUUCUGCUCUCCGAGGAAGACAAGAGAACUCCAACCAGCAUCGAGUACUGGUUCCGCUGCAUGGACCUGGACGGGGACGGGGCGCUGUCCAUGUUCGAGCUCGAGUACUUCUACGAGGAGCAGUGCCGCCGGCUGGACAGCAUGGCCAUCGAGGCCCUGCCCUUCGAGGACUGCCUGUGCCAGAUGCUGGACCUGGUGAAGCCGCAGAACGACGGGAAGAUCACCCUGCGCGACCUGAAGAGGUGUAAGCUCGCCAACGUGUUCUUCGACACCUUCUUCAACAUCGAGAAAUACCUCGACCACGAGCAGAAGGAACAGGUCUCCCUGCUGAGGGACAGUGAGAGCGAAGGCCCGGAGUUGUCCGACUGGGAGAAGUAUGCCGCCGAGGAGUAUGACAUCCUGGUGGCCGAGGAGGCGGCGGCCGAGCCGUGGGAGGACGGGUACGAAGCCGAGCUCAGCCCCGUGGAGCAGAAGCUGAGCUCCCUGAGGUCUCCGCUGGCCCAGAGGCCCUUCUUCGAGGCGCCGUCCGCCCUGGGCGCCGUGGACCUGUACGAGUAUGCGUGUGAGGACGAUGACCUGCCGCCCUCGUGACCGCGCCUCCAGGACGGGCGGGCGCUUGCUGCGCGCACAGCGGCGUGUGUCCCAUCGGGACUUCCGUGGGACGUGAUUUGUGCCGGACGACAGGUUGUUCUUUCUUCCUGGAAGCUGGUCAGGUGGCCGUCGAGCAUUGUCCCUGCCCGUCCAGGGGCCCCACGUCCGUGCAAGGACCCCCGACAGGCAGGACACACGCGGCCCCUGCAGACUCACCCGCCCGGCCGACGUCCGUCCACGUGGAGGGCAGCCCGGUUCCGCGCCUGGAGCUCGCCCGCCGCGUGCUGACCUGUGGGUGUGGGGCAGCCCCGUGUUCUCACGAGGUGGGUCCGGAACAUUCCAGGAGGUGUCCGUCCACAGCAGUGUCUGGGGCGCUGCCCCAGCCACCGCCCUCCACGCGGGACCUGCCAAGGAGCACCCCUCGCGUGUACUCACGUGUUUGUGUACAUGUACAAAACGUGUAAAGUUAACUUUUAUUUGGUGUGUAUAGCAGUUUAAAAAUGUUUUACGAGAUCACGUUUGUAUUUUCAAAUAAAGAGUUUAAGGAUUUUG
This is a messenger RNA of Canis lupus familiaris (dog), 2930 nucleotides long. RefSeq names its product protein phosphatase 2 regulatory subunit B''beta (gene PPP2R3B). The record is from RefSeq and is a predicted model, not a curated record. Gene Ontology annotation, cellular component: protein phosphatase type 2A complex. Gene Ontology annotation, biological process: protein dephosphorylation. NCBI's taxonomy places the organism in Eukaryota, Metazoa, Chordata, Mammalia, Carnivora, Canidae. The transcript has 13 exons. Gene Ontology annotation, molecular function: calcium ion binding; protein phosphatase regulator activity. Bases 669 to 2378 code for a protein of 569 amino acids.